CCCAACAAAUGGAUUUGCUGGUAUACUGGAAUUUCGAACUCUGAACAGAAGAAUCAGGACAUUUUCUAUCACCAGAAUUCCAGAAAUUGAUUCUCCACUAUCCAUGGAGGAAACCAAUCCGCCCGCCUGUACUACCUUCUCCGACGAUAGUUCGGAUUUAGCCAUCCAACGCAAGCAUGCGGCAAUGCUAGAACGCCUCUCCAACCUUCAUCAGUCGCGCCUGGCUCGUAAACCCGAUUCAGACACGAACUCAGCUCCAGAUUCCACCAAAUCCUUCCUCUCUCGUUUCUCCGAAUCCAAACAAUCAAUUGACUUGGAACUAUCUCGGAUCCACAAAACCCUAGACCCUCAAUCCGACCCGAAUAUCAAAUCGGAACUGGAUAAGGUCUCAACUUCAAUCGCCGAUCUCGAAAAGCAAGUCGCCGAGAGCUCCUACUUCUUGCCCUCCUACGAAGUCCGUUCGUGUCUCAAAACUAUCUCCGAUCUCAGGCAAACCCUAGAGCAGGUUAGCUCUACUGUCAUACCGAAGAAAAAAUUCUCGUUUCGAAACAAAGCAACGAAGAAAGUCACAACAUCCAAUGAUGUCAUUAGGGAAGCCCCUUCUGAAAUUAAUGGCAUUGAAAACGUAGAAUCUCAAAGAUUAGGGUUUAGGGCAGUGGACUCCCCUGGCUUUCGGGACAGGGAAAACGAGGUUUUGGUGAUGGAAUUUGGCAAAGCUGGGGCGGAGGAGAUUGGAGAGUUUAUGCUGUCGGAUUUAAGAGGCUGUGAGGUUAGAUUACUUGGCUGUGUGAGGGCAUUGUUUGUGCACAGGCUGACAAAUUGUAAGGUUUAUGUUGGGCCUGUGACAGGAUCAGUUUUGAUUGAGGAAGUGAAGGGUUGUGUCUUUGUGUUGGCAUCUCAUCAGAUUAGAAUUCAUCAUGCAACAGAGUGCGAUUUUUAUCUCCGGGUGAGGAGUAGGCCUAUAAUUGAGGAUUGCACUGGGGUGAGAUUUGCACCAUACUGUUUGAUGUAUGACGGGAUCGAGAGGGAUCUUGAGAAGGCAAAUCUUGGUGAAGAGUCUGGGAAUUGGGAAAAUGUGGAUGAUUUUCGGUGGUUGAGGGCAGUGCAUUCUCCAAAUUGGUCAGUUUUGCCUGAAAAGGAUAGAAUCAGAAUGGUGGAUAUUUCAAAACUAGAAUAGUGAGUUGCUGUUUGAGAUGUUUUCCUUGUUAUCAAGAUUGGCUUAUUACAACUCUUCAUUUCAUGUUGUAGAGUUAUCUUUCUGUGUUUUGCUGCAAUGGAGAACUAAAACAAGGAUAGAGUGUUAUUCUAUUACAUCCAACUCUUUUUGGUUGAGAGAGUGGUUGAUUUUUCUGCCAAUAAUUAAUGGUUUCUCAUCCAUCCCUACCAAAUUUGUUCUCUUUGAUGAUGUUAAUCUUCACAUGAAGCAUUCUGCAUUCCCCUCAGUCUCAUAAUGAGCUUGUUUUGAUCAUUUGUAGAGGUAGGAGUCAUUUGGAACAAUAUGAUGGGAUUUAAUGAUGAUUGUUGUUUGGUGUGGUCA
Ipomoea triloba (trilobed morning glory) is the source of this 1537-nucleotide messenger RNA. Its product is annotated as tubulin-folding cofactor C. NCBI's taxonomy places the organism in Eukaryota, Viridiplantae, Streptophyta, Magnoliopsida, Solanales, Convolvulaceae. Gene Ontology annotation, molecular function: tubulin binding. Gene Ontology annotation, biological process: post-chaperonin tubulin folding pathway; tubulin complex assembly. Gene Ontology annotation, cellular component: cytoplasm. The record is from RefSeq and is a predicted model, not a curated record. Bases 104 to 1177 code for a protein of 357 amino acids. The transcript has a single exon.